This is a messenger RNA of Trametes versicolor FP-101664 SS1, 1418 nucleotides long. Its product is annotated as Metallo-dependent phosphatase. NCBI's taxonomy places the organism in Eukaryota, Fungi, Basidiomycota, Agaricomycetes, Polyporales, Polyporaceae. Bases 1 to 945 code for a protein of 314 amino acids. Gene Ontology annotation, molecular function: protein serine/threonine phosphatase activity. Gene Ontology annotation, biological process: peptidyl-serine dephosphorylation. Gene Ontology annotation, cellular component: FAR/SIP/STRIPAK complex. The record is from RefSeq and is a predicted model, not a curated record. The transcript is spliced from 8 exons.
AUGGCUCCCUUCGAUCUCGACGCAUGCAUCGCACAAUUACUCCGCAAACAACUUCUCCACGAGGCCCUCUUACGCGAAAUAUGCGCGAAGACAAAGGAGGUCCUAAUGCGCGAGUCCAAUGUCGUGCACGUUAGCGCGCCGGUUACCGUGGUGGGCGAUAUUCAUGGCCAGUUCUACGACCUCAUAGAAAUCUUUCGCAUAGGUGGACAUGCACCACACACAAACUACCUCUUCCUCGGAGAUUAUGUGGACCGCGGACUCUUCAGCGUCGAGACAAUAUCGCUAUUGACUUGCCUCAAAUUGCGGUGGCCUGAUAGAGUGCAGCUUAUUCGAGGGAAUCACGAGUCCAGGGCGGUCACCCAGACAUACGGCUUCUACACCGAAUGUGUACGGAAAUACGGCGGUUCCCAUGUCUGGACAUACUUCACGGACAUGUUCGACUUCCUCACCCUUUCCGUAGUCAUCGACGACAAAAUAUUCUGCGUACAUGGAGGACUAUCCCCUUCAAUACAUUCCAUAGACCAAAUCAAGGUAGUGGAUCGAUUUCGAGAGAUCCCGCACGAAGGUCCCAUGGCAGACCUCGUGUGGUCAGAUCCUGACCCAGAAAAGGAAGACUUCGCAAUAUCUCCACGGGGUGCCGGCUAUACCUUCGGGUCGGGGGUGGUCUACAAGUUCCUGGAGACGAACCAGAUGUCACAUAUCCUCCGCGCGCACCAGUUGUGUAUGGAGGGCUAUACUUCCCUGUUCGAUGAGCACCUCUCGACCGUAUGGUCGGCGCCGAACUACUGCUACCGCUGUGGGAACUCCGCUAGCAUACUGGAGGUGUCCCCGGGCGGCCAGAUGUACUUCAACGUGUUUCAGGCUGCGCCGGAGAACGAGCGGGACGGGCCGAGCCAUCAGGCAGCGCAGAACGCAGGAGGGAAGUUGCCAGAGUACUUCCUGUAACAUAUGUCAUGCACCAUACCCCUUCGCGGUGCGCAGCGGCCCCGACGACCUGGCGCGCGCUCGCGCUGUAUACAGUAGAUACGGCGUUCACGAUGAUAGUUGUACAUUAAUGGGAGACGACGCGCCCGUGCGACCGCUAGCAGUGUGGUGUGUCUUACACGGUCGGGCGUCCCUGCAUCCGCCCCGCCCAGCCAGUUUACGCCCUGCCCAGAUCCACUAGCUCCUCGCCAUGCCGAUAGCUGCGCCCGCGCGCGAUCCCUUAUUGAGUCGCCACACGACGACCACGGCAUCGACUGUACAUGGUGCGAACCGACCAGCGAACCUCGAAGCUCAUGGUGCUUUGCUCGAACAGGCCAAUGAAACACGCCGCGAGAGGAUGAUACAUGACGGCACGAUCGUACACUGCCAGCGCCAGAGUACAAGGCCGACGCGAACACGUUCCAAGGCCCGUAUCCUCGUGUCGUCGGCGCACU